AUGGCAAUAAAAGUCAACAGCAAGGACAAAGAUGAGGGCGAGGAGCCGGGCGAGCAGGGCAACAGCUCGCGUCUGGGCCCGAAAAAAGGUUACGGUGUCAAGAACAGGGCAGCUGCAAAUCGAUCUCGGGAGAAGGCGAAACAGUACGAGCAACACCUUGCAGCGAAAGAGUACGAAGUAACAAAAGAGAGGAUAUACCUCGGUGCGCGCCUGACAGCGCUCAAGGGCGAAGUGCUGAACCUCAGAAACCAAAUCCUACAGCAUGGCGACUGCGACUGUGAGGUGAUCCAGCGGUACAUCGCCAGAACUGCGGGCAGAUAA
This is a messenger RNA of Colletotrichum acutatum, 321 nucleotides long. RefSeq lists its product as uncharacterized. The record is from RefSeq and is a predicted model, not a curated record. The transcript has a single exon. Gene Ontology annotation, biological process: regulation of transcription by RNA polymerase II. Lineage: Eukaryota; Fungi; Ascomycota; Sordariomycetes; Glomerellales; Glomerellaceae. Bases 1 to 321 code for a protein of 106 amino acids. Gene Ontology annotation, molecular function: RNA polymerase II cis-regulatory region sequence-specific DNA binding; DNA-binding transcription factor activity, RNA polymerase II-specific.